UCGGAGUCGAGGGCUCCUUGCCCUGAACCCAACGUUUUCCUCUGACGCUUCUACCCUCUCUUCCACGCGCGCAAUUCCUUCAUCAUGUCAGCCGUUGCGCCGGACUGGCUGAACAAUGGCGACAAUGCCUGGCAGCUCACCGCCGCGAGCUUGGUCGCGCUGCAGAGCGUCCCGGGCCUCAUGAUUCUCUAUGGUGGCAUGGUCCAGACAAAAUGGGUCAUCAACUCGGCUUUCAUGUGCUUUUACGCCUUCGCCAUGGUCCUUGUUUGCUGGGUGCUGUAUGCAUACAAAGCAGCAUUCGGAAAGCAAAUGCUUCCAUUCGUGGGCACUCCUGGUCCUGUGGUCAGCAUGGAGUACGAGCUCACGCAAGCUAUCCUCCCCGCCGCAAACAUUACCGCCGCCUAUCCAAUGUCGACCAUGGUCUACUUCCAGUUUUGCUUCGCUGCCAUUACCGUCAUCCUCAUGGCUGGAGCAUUCCUAGGCCGCAUGAGCUUCAGGGCGUGGAUCUUCUUUGUUCCCUUGUGGUUGACACUGUCGUACACCGUCGGUGCCUUCAGCGUUUGGGGCGGCGGAUUUCUAUUCCAGCGCGGUAUUAUCGAUUACUCCGGAGGUUAUGUCAUCCACUUGUCUUCUGGUACCGCGGGCUUCGUCGGCGCAUACUGGAUCGGGCCCCGCCUCAAAUCCGACCGCGAUAACUUCGUGCCCAACAACGUCCUCAUGAUGCUUACAGGCGCGGGUAUCCUUUGGAUCGGCUGGAACGGCUUCAACGGAGGAGAUCCAUACACCGCAAGCCCUGACGCUGGUGCCGCCGUUCUCAACACCAACAUCACCACCUCAAUGAGCCUUUUGACUUGGAUGAUUCUCGAUGUUAUUGUCUACAAGAAGCCCUCAGUCAUUGGAGCCGUUCAGGGCAUGAUCACUGGCCUCGUUGCCAUUACUCCCGCCGCCGGUGUCGUCGCAGGUUGGGGUGCGGUCGUCAUUGGCCUGUGCUCCGGUAGCAUCCCAUGGGUCUCCAUGAAUAUCGUGGGCAAGAGAUUCCGCCUCUUCGAAAUCGUCGACGACACUCUCGGCGUCGUCCACACGCACGCUGUUGCUGGUGCAAUGGGUGGCUUCCUUACCGGUAUCUUCGCAACAUCCAAGGGCUGCAUCUCCUUCGCAUGCGUCUCCUCUGGCGGUGCCGAAAUGGGCCACGGCGUCCAGCUCGGCUGGCAGAUGGCCGGUAUCUGCUUCAUUGUUGGAUGGAACGCCUUCUGGACCUCCGCCAUCAUGCUCUUCAUCAAGUAUGUCUUGCGCAUCCCGCUGCGCAUGACAGAGGAGGAACUCAUGAUCGGCGACGACGCCAUCCAUGGCGAGUCGGCAUACACCUUCGGCGAUAUCACACAUACACACGGAUUGACGCUCCAUGGGCAUGAGCCGUCGCGCAAGCUCACUGAUAUUGAGGCUGAGGCUGGGACACCGGAGACGGGUGAGGGAAGCAAGGCCGCGAAGCAGGCGUGAUUCAUUGCGGUAUCACGUGACUGCUCGGGUAUAUACAUAUAGCCGGGGACGGCUUAGACUGGUAAUAAUAGCUUAAAUUGAAGAUCAUUACUCGUUGCUUGCC
Molecule: messenger RNA, 1600 nt
Organism: Mytilinidion resinicola
Lineage: Eukaryota; Fungi; Ascomycota; Dothideomycetes; Mytilinidiales; Mytilinidiaceae
Product: amt family ammonium transporter
Exons: 1
Coding region: 85-1497 (470 amino acids)
Biological process (GO): ammonium transmembrane transport
Cellular component (GO): plasma membrane
Molecular function (GO): ammonium channel activity
Source: RefSeq, a predicted model, not a curated record